GUCGGAGUGCACUAAUGGUAAAACUCGGGCGCCGUCCGGCAUGGAAAUGUCACACCAACAGCGAAUUACGGGUUUUUAGAAACAACGCCUGAAAGAGACGUUUUACAGCUACUUAAAAACGUUUUUUUAGAUGCAAUGUUUUUGGAAAGUAGAUGGCCAUCACAGGACCAGAAAAGAGAAUCAGAAGGUGAACAGGCUCAACGAUGAGACCCAGUCACCACAAUCUCAACACUUAAGAUCAUCCCAAUAAAAAAAGAGAGGAAAACGGCAUGACAAGUUUUGGAGUUGAAGCUGUGAUGGAGGAACAAUAUUCAGAAGGCAGCAAAAUGGUAUCUUCCUGUGCAACCCUACAACUGGGAGAUGGCAGCCCCUCAAAUGAGCUUAACAAUGACCAGAAACCAAUGGAGCAGGGAUCCCUAGAGAGCCCUUCAACAAUUAAAAGAUGGGAGAUAGGUCCACUUCUGCAGUCAUUUAAAUCUAAGAUGGCUAGCUUUACUGAGAUUGUCAUGAGCCCUGUUCGCCUUUUUAAGCCCAGUGACUCGCUGUCCUCAACCAGAUUUUCUGAUCAACAGGAACAUUCAACAACAGAGUCAAAUGAAGAAAGUUCAUCCAGGACUGAGGAGAGUGAGACUACUGGUGAUAAAUGUAAAAAUAGGUUGUUUUCAAAAAGGCCUUCAUCAGAGAGAGUACAGUGUAACGUUGCUCCAAAACGCCAUAGAGUUGCACAGAGACUGAAUUUUGGUACAUUUUCAGGUAGCAACAAUAAACCAGAUCUGUAUCAUAUUAAAUUGCACAACGAUAUAAAGGUUGCAUCAAAUGAAGAAAAUCAGAUACACCGUCCCUCAAUCCAUUCACAAGCUGUCCAUCAGGAUGGAAUAAAUGAUUCCAGUCCUUGUAAAGCACAAAGUCCAUUUCUCAGGACAAGACCUAUUCCGUCCUCUGACCAACCUUUGAAUGAAGCAAGUGCCAAAUGUAUGUCUUGUCAAGCCAAUGUACAAACUGAUGAAACUGUUGCUCAGCAGCGACUAACAGGUGAGAGACAGACCCAAAGCAGUGAAGUUGAUGAUAGUAUCACAGCCUGUGGACAUAGUAGUGAUUCCUACUAUUCACAGGAGGUAUCAAAUAAUUUGAAACCAGAAACAAACUCUGUAUUUGCAAACAGCACAAAAACAACUUCUUUAAACAAUGGUUCUGAAGCCUCUUCUAGUAUUUAUUCUGUUUUUCACUUGAUUGGUGAAGACACAAGGAAACAUAGUGUGUUUUACAGUGAGCAAUCCAAUUCACAGAUGGCCAUUAGGAGAAGCCCUAGAAAGUCGGUGAAACGUCUGUCAAAGAUUGCUGAGCCCACCUACACUGAAUUGGCCACUUUUUUGACAGGACCAAAGACUCUGGACAAUGAUAUGAAGGAAUUACAGUCUGAAAAUGUUAUUGAAUGGACACGCCACUCAGUUAAAAUAUCAGACCAGUGCCGUUUAAAGAGCACUUCUGUUGUGGAAGUGAGGGCAAAGAGAUGCCGAGAAGUACCUAGAAGAGAGGCAAAGAAAGUCUUGCUGGCAAGGGGGAAAUGUAAUUUGCAAAACACUGAAGAGGAAGACCUAAGGCCUGCAAAGAAUAAAAAGGGCAAAGACAACAUCACUUUGAAAAAGCAUCAGGAGGAUGCAAUAAUUGUUCAGAUCAGAAAAAAGAGGGAAGGGAUUUCCACAGUGCAACAGCUCAGUAAUACUGUAGAUGUUCAUAUGAUAAAUUCUGUAGUCUCUGAGACCUCAGAGUCUUGUGACUCCACGGAGAUGAAACAAAUAAGACCAGAAAAGACAGUACUGAGGAAAAGAAAAAAUGUCAAAUGUGGGUUGUUACUGACCUCUGGCAAUGAAGCUGAUACCACUGAUACUACAUCCUUCCAAAAUCCUACAACAAAUGUCUCAAUUGACAAGAGCUUAUGCUGCAACAAUUUGAAUACCAUGUAUGAUUGCAAUUAUGGAGAUUCCAGAUCAUCAGUGCCUUCAGUAUUGCAGCACCCCAUGCAGGCACAAGAGACUUUUGAGAAGAGUGUCGAAUCUCGAAAGACAAGACAACAUUUUCUUAAAAGUGCAAGAGGUUCAACUUUCCAAAAAAGGAAUCUUCGUCCACCCAAGCAGAAAUUUGAGGACUACAGUACGACUUCAGUAGUUGAUCCAGCAGGACCCAGUAAACCUGCAAAAAGAACACUAAUUCAGAACAACCUGUUUUUCGAUGAAACUCAAAGGACUAUUUCAACUGAAGAGCAGAAGUCAUUUCUGUCUCCAGGGGUACUUAUGUCACCGCCAGUGCAGCCUGAUUCAACAGCUCUAUUGCUGCCAGAAAGAAGGCUAAGAAGACCUACAAAGAUUCUGAACAGACAAAGUAAAAAACAUGUUUUUGCUGGAAAAAGGAAAGGUUUUAUUGCAAGUGAAGAUCAGGCAGAGACCCAAGAAAAGACUGUGGAAGCUAUUCCGGUAGUAUCGUCAUCAGGUAGCGGCUCCAACCGUCUACUGCGCAGUUACUCCUGCCCUGAAAUCCCUUCCUUAUUAUUCAGAGACUCUUGUUUAACCCUGUCCCACACGCAUGACAACAGUACUACCUCACCCAAGAGCUCACCCAUUCCACUUUCCACCCAUUUUCACUCUCCGUCCAAGCGUACUCGCCGACACACUGUCUGUAGUGUGGAGAUAGAGCGAGAAAUUGCCCCUCUUUGUCUCCGUAAAGAGGUGUACCCAGCUACAAGGGGUGGCCACCACAGUGGUCCCUUUUCCCCUUACUCUCCCUCAAUCUCUCUCACAACCCUUGCCUCUUGUUUUUUGUCAAGUCCUCUAGCCUUCUUGUCUAAAAGCUCAAGCCAAUGGCGUAGUCAUGCUAGCGACACCAGCACUGGCAGCGCUCAUGCCGUUGCCUCCCCUUUUACAUCCAAUUUUGUCAAGUCCUCAUCGCCAUCCUCCUCCAGCUCCCCCUGUACAUCCACUCUCACAGCCUGUCAUGCUUUAACCGGCCCCUCCACUGUUGUCACUCCCAGACCUGAGACUCCUUCUGCUUCUGUGUCAUCACUCUGCAGUGCAUUUACACAAAGUUCUUUGGAUGGAGACAAUGGGAUGCUUCAGAUGGAGUGUGAGGAAGCAAUGGAUGAACAAGAGAGAUCAAACUUUGGCCUUCAACUCUCAUCUACAGCCAUCUCAGAGGAAAAAGCAUUAUCAGACUCCGAAAUCAAGACAGAAAUCAAGGAAGGUCAUCUGGGAAAAGUGUCCUCUAUUCGUAUCCGUAAAAAAAUUCCAAAGCCUCAAAAUAAUCUCACCCCUAUGGGCCUUCCUAAAGUCAUCAGAAUAAAGAAGAAGGAUUUUAGCUUGGAGGAAAUCUACACAAACAAAAACUUCAGUAAACCUCCUGAUGGACGUUUGGAAACAAUUUUUGAGGAGCCUCUUAACCGGCGAGAUGGCUCUCAGGCUAUUGUAGGCCAAAGAAAGGUAAAGCGCUUUGUUGAAUUCCCUGAACUCGGUGUUGCCAGGAAGCCCAAGAAGCCUCUGGUUGGUGGAACAGCAGGGGGUGGAGCCCAGAGGAAAGCAGGAGGGAACCAUGGGUUCUGUAGAACCAGGCGAGGUGUCGGGGCCUCUUCUAAAGUGGAGGAUGGGCUUACCUUGCAGGAGUUGGAUUCACUCCUUUGCUCCAAGCUUGAGGAACUAGACACCUGGACAGCACUUCAGCAAGUUGCAUGCUGAGG
Xyrauchen texanus (razorback sucker) is the source of this 3724-nucleotide messenger RNA. RefSeq names its product proline rich 14 (gene prr14). The transcript is spliced from 8 exons. Bases 270 to 3722 code for a protein of 1150 amino acids. NCBI's taxonomy places the organism in Eukaryota, Metazoa, Chordata, Actinopteri, Cypriniformes, Catostomidae. The record is from RefSeq and is a predicted model, not a curated record.